Verticillium alfalfae VaMs.102 is the source of this 3070-nucleotide messenger RNA. RefSeq names its product karyopherin. Gene Ontology annotation, molecular function: small GTPase binding. The record is from RefSeq and is a predicted model, not a curated record. Lineage: Eukaryota; Fungi; Ascomycota; Sordariomycetes; Glomerellales; Plectosphaerellaceae. Gene Ontology annotation, cellular component: cytoplasm; nuclear membrane. The transcript is spliced from 6 exons. Gene Ontology annotation, biological process: protein import into nucleus. The coding region runs from base 269 to 3070 and encodes 933 amino acids.
GUCUAGUCCGACGGCCGUGUUUGCCUACCCAACCAAGACACCUCAGAAGCACACUCCUCUUUCGAUACCCUUUUUCUUUGUGCCGCUCGACCUGGUUUCUGAGCUUUGACGCUGCUCAGCAGACAACCCUGGACCGGACCGUCACGUAACAUAUACCCCUCGACGUCAUCCCCCUGCUGCUUGCAAAUAGCUCGUGGUUCAUCCGACAUAUAUCUACCUCUACUGCGUCAAGAUCAAAUUCGAACUCCUCCUUGAACGAUCCUCCAUCAUGGCUGCCAACGGUGCGCAGGGAUCGUACACUCCCGAGAAUGUGCUUGCGGCGGUAGUCACCAUGCGCGGUGGGGAGCGAGAGGCCAAGAAGCAGGCACACGAAUACCUGGAGCGCUUUCAGAAAUCGAAAGAUGCUUGGCCGCUCGUCAUUGGCAUCCUGCAGUCUGAUGCCGAUGCUGAGGCGAAGCUGUUCGCAGCUACAACGAUGCGCGGAAAGCUCACAUAUGACCUUUCCACUGAUAUUUCGGAUUCGGAGCUUCCUGCGCUUAGGGAGCAGAUCCUCCUACUCCUGAAGCACUAUGCAUCCGGUCUUAGGCCGAUCAGAGUCCAGCUCUGCGUUUGCUUGGCAGUCCUAGCUAUACAUAUGAAAGACUGGAAGGAUGUCCUCCCCGUCGUCGAAGAAGAGUUGUCUGAGAGGACGAAAGAGCUACUGGGCGACAAUGCGGAACGAGUGGUCCACCUACUUGUCAACUAUGCACAAGCAUCAGCCAAACCAGCCGACGACCCUCUGCUGAUGGAGUGCAUCACGUCGUGGCUGCGCGAGGUGCCCGUGAAUACCAUCGUGCGCUCGCCGCUUUGCGACGUUAUUUUCAAUGGUAUUUCUGGCGACUCACCCAGGGAGGCUGCGGAGACCAUUUGCACGAUCCUUCGAGAGACAAGAGAUGUCGACGAUAACCAAGACACCAUCCAGCUCCUACUUUCCCGGAUCCUUCAAUUGCAACCUAGGAUUGAGAAGGCUGUAGCCGAGGAGGAGACAGAGACAUACGAAGCCUUGACGAAGAUCCUCGCGACUGCUGCCGAAUCAUGGGUUGUGGCCAUUGUGCGCGAGCCAGGCCACUUCAGGCCUAUCGUCGACGCUGUUCUCGAAUGUGCUGCCCGCGACAGAGACCGUGAGGUCAUCGAGCAUACAUUCGACUUCUGGUAUGAGCUCAAGCAGUACCUUGUUUUGGAUAUCUACAUUGAGGCGAGGCUUCAGCUCGUGGAUGUCUACGGCAAGCUUGUGGAUGUCCUCUUCAAUCACCUCCGCUACCCAGAAGGGAACGAAAACGACCUGUUCGAGGGUGAUCGUGAGGCCGAGGAAAGAUUCCGCGAAUUCAGGCACCGCAUGGGUGAUACGCUUAAGGAUGCCUGCGCCGUCAUGGGAGUGACGGACUGUCUGACCAAGGUCCUGAAUGGCAUUAAGACGUGGUCAGCGGAGAGAAGCACCACCACCUCGGCCCCUGGUGUAGUACCGCACUGGCAGGAGCUCGAGGCCCCCUUAUUCGCCAUGCGUGCCAUGGGUCAAAUGGUUCCAAAGGACGAGAAUAUUGUCCUGCCUCAACUGAUGCCCCUCCUGGUGGAGGUGCCCAACCACGAAAAGCUCCGGUUCGCGACCAUCAUGAUCCUCGGCCGCUAUACCGAAUGGACAGCCGAGCACCGCGAAUACCUUGAGCCGCAAUUCACCUAUAUUGUCUCGUCCUUCCACACUGAUUCUAAGGAGGUUGUCAGGGCGGCGGCCAUGGCGAUCAAGUAUUUCUGCACUGACUGCAGAGAACUUCUCAGCGACCAAGUCCUCCAACUCCAGACUUUUUACGAUCAGAUUCUCGACAAGCUUCCCGACAUGAGCCAGGAAGAGAUCACAGAGGGUGUUGCGAGCGUGGUCGCCGUCCAGCCUGAGGCUGAGAUGUACAAGCUUCUCAAGCUGUACUGUGAUCCGCUCGUCGCCAGACUGAUGAACAAGGCCAACAAUGCCACUACCGAGGAAGGCAAGGUGGCUUUGGCAGACCACGUGCAGCUGAUCACCAUCUUCGUUCAAAUCGUCAAGCCGUACUCUGCUCCUGGAGCCGAGAACCAGGCAGUCAAAUACUGGCAAGAGGUCUUCCCUGUGCUCGCAAAGAUUGUCGAGAACUUCCUCGACUUUGUGCCCAUUUGUGAGCGGAUCUGCCGGUGCUGGCGCAACAUGAUCAUCUCGUACAGGACGGCCAUGACACCACUGCUGCCGGAGCUGGCAAACAAGCUGGCCAGCGGAUUCGCCGCCUCCAGGCAAGGCGCAUUCCUUUGGGUUACCGCGGCCAUCAUGCGCGAGUUCUCCGAGGAGCGCGAACACGUCGACCAGGCCAUCACUCAGAGCAUUUACUCCUUCUUCGAGGCCCAAGCCACGACUUUCUUGCGCGUGCUCAACGAGUUGCGGCCUAGUGAGCUCCCCGACGUCAUUGAGGACUUCUUCCGUCUCCUCAUUGAUGCACUGCUCUACUUCCCCCACAGACUCAUCCCUUCGGAGCUGCUGCUUCCAAUUUACGAGGCCGCCAUCUAUGCCCUUACGCUCGAGCAACGCGACCCGUUGUCGGCUACUCUCCACUUCCUGCGGGAUCUUUUGACAUACGGUGGUGACAACCCGGCCACCUCGGACAAGCUGCCAGCGGACGUUGCAGCGAAGAUCCAGGAAAUCGUGAAGAGCCUGCUCGGCAGCCACGGCGAAAAGCUCGUCAAGCAGGUGCUGGCUGGCAUGAUGAUCACGUUCCCCCGCGACUGUUUCGCCGACGGUAGCGGUGUGUUGCUCUCCAUGUUCGAGCUCCUCCCCGCAGAGACGACUGUCUGGGUCGAGCGAACGCUGCAACUGUUGCCACAGGGCACCGUGACGCCUGCCGAAGCGAACAAGCUUAUGAUCAAGAUCAAGGAGCGCAUCGGCGGUGACCAGAACAACAUGCGCCAGGUCAGAGCCCUUCUGCAAGACUUCACCAACACAUACCGCCGACGAUAUGUCGCACCUCGCGACGGGCUCGGUCAACUUGAGGCAGAUCGUUUCCGCUUCAACCGCUAG